GCUAAUGCUUAUGCGCUCUCUUACAGAAGCACUUCGUCGUUCCUAUCGACCCCGAGCUCACCUUAUCUUCUCCCGCGCUCUCAAUCCUCAGUUUCAAUGGCGAACGAAGAAGAUUCCCCAAGCCCUUCCGAGUCUCAGCAGGAAGAGCUGGAGCAGGAGUUCGACCCGCAGAAUGACCAGAACCCGGAGAUGGACAGCUCAUCAGACUCCGAUUCCGACUCGGACUCCUCCUCCGACGAGGAAGAGGAAAAGGAAGCCGCCGGAGAAGCGGAUGAAGCUCUGGCCUACAUCCGCCGCGGGGACGAGCCGGAGGAGUUGGAGAACACCCCCGAGGCCAACAUCCAGCAGUUCUCCGAAAUCCUCAGCGGCCGCCGCAUGAAGCGGAAGCAGGAGGAGGAGGACCGGUCCUACGUCUUCCAUGAGGACCUCUUUGAUUUCCCAGAGGACCCCGAGAAGUGGAGGGAGGAGGACCUGAAGGAGCUGUGGGCGGAUGCCCCGCUCGAAAUGACCAAGCCCGGGUGGGACCCGGUCUGGGCCGACGAGGAGGACUGGGAAAUCGUCAGGGAGGAGAUUAAGGCUGGGCGGGACCCGCCCAUUGCUCCGUUCUACGUCCCCUUCAGGAAGCCGUACCCCGCUAUCCCCGACAAUCACUACGAUAUCUCGAACCCGAAGGCCGUCAUCGAGGAGUUGGAUCGGAUUGAGGAGUUCUUGAAGUGGGUCAGCUACAUUUUCCCUGAUGGGAGCACGUACGAAGGCACGGUUUGGGAUGACUUAGCUCAUGGAAAAGGUGUUUAUGAAGCUGAGAAUGGACUUGUCAGGUAUGAAGGUGAGUGGCUCCAAAACAAUAUGGAAGGUCAUGGAGUCGUUGAAGUUGACAUACCAGACAUUGAACCUGUGCCAGGUUCCAAGCUCGAAGCGAAAAUGCGAGCUGAAGGGAGAAUAAUAGCGAGAGAUUACAUGUCACCAGAAGAUAGAGAGUGGUUGGAGAUGGAUAUAGAAGACAGCAUCCGUCUUGCUGGAGGAAAUUAUGAAAUCCCUUUCUAUGAGAACAAUGAGUGGAUCAAACAAUUUGGCGAAAAACCGGAGAAAGGCCGUUAUCGCUACGUUGGUCAAUGGAAGCACGGGAGAAUGCAUGGGUGCGGCGUUUAUGAAGUCAAUGAGCGUACCAUAUAUGGAAGGUUCUACUUUGGGGAGCUAUUGGAAGAUUCCUAUGGCUGCGAUGAGAACGUUUCAGCCCUGCAUGCAGGGAUAGCAGAAAUAGCUGCUGCAAAGGCACGGAUGUUUGUCAACAAACCCGAUGGGAUGGUCAGGGAAGAGAGGGGUCCAUAUAGUGAUCCUCAGCACCCGUACUUUUACGAGGAAGAAGAUGUGUGGAUGGCCCCGGGCUUCAUCAACCAGUUCUACGAAGUGCCUGAGUAUUGGAAAAGGUAUGUGCAUGAAGUAGAUCAGGAAAGAGAGCUGUGGUUGAACUCCUUCUAUAAAGCUCCGCUGAGGUUGCCUAUGCCUGCUGAGCUCGAGUACUGGUGGUCAAAAGAUGAAACUCCUGAGUUUGUUCUGCUUAACAAGGAACCUGAUCCUGAUAAUGAUGAUCCAUCCCAACAGUAUCCAGAAGAUCCCGUAAUCCUCCACACGCCCACUGGACGUAUAAUCAAUUAUGUUGAGGAUGAAGAACAUGGGAUCCGAUUAUUCUGGCAACCGCCUUUAAAGGAUGGGGAGGAAAUGGACCCUGCAAAGGCUGAAUUCCUCCCCCUUGGUAUUGAUGAGUUCUACGGGCGAGAAGUGAGUGAGAAAAAGGAGAGCUUUUGGAAACGUCUUGUUCUAGCAGCCGAGAAUGCUUGCAAGCCUGCCUUCGAGAGGUUUGAUAAGUGGAUUGAGGAGAAGAAGAAGGAAGGUGAGAUGAAGAUGAAGCUCAUCGAGAAGGAGCUUGACCUUGUUGAGGCUGAACUCUGCUUGGAAGAGGCGAUUGAGGACAUGGAUGAGGAGUUGAAAGAAAGAGAGAAGGAGGAGCAGAGGAAGGCUGAAAUGGGUUUGCAGGAGGAAGAAGACGAGACCUCCGAACUGACAAAGGAUGAGGGAAAAGCUUCCCUGGAAGUGGAAGAGGCAGAGGAAGCAGAAGAAGGGGAAGAGGAUGAAGAAGAGGAAGAGGAUGACUCUGCUCUGUCAAGUUUUGGAACUGUUGGCAAUAACCAGGAAAAGCCAAAGAAUGGCCAAAAACGAAGUAAACCUGAGGAUUCGCCAUUUGCUGCCUCCUCGUUGGGCUUUGCUUCUUCUAGCCUCAUCUCAGCUGUCUCUUCCACGGUGCAACAAUCAUUUUCAUCAUGGAAGCAGAUCCAAUCAAGGGCAAAUUCAUCCUUCAAGGUCUCUUGGGUUCUUCCCCAACCAGUGGGAACUGUCACUUGUCCUCGACCAAUCCAUCAGAGCGGGAACUUGAAAGCCGCAAGACAAGAAUGCUGGCGAUUUCAAAAGGGGAUAACAUCUGACAGGAGCUCAUCUCGCAUGCGAAGCCUAUCAAGGAUCAUAGCAUCCCAUCCAGGCCCAAUAAAAUCGACGAGGCGUCCAAUGGAGCCGAGAGUACGAGACUUCAAGUGGCUCCAUGAAGCACCAGAUGGGGAGCUGAGCAGGAUACUGUCUUUGCAUGACCAAGUGAAUCGUUUGGAGUCACAUUUGGAUAGUGACAUCUAAAAAUGUGUAUGUUCUCAUUCUCAAGCUUUUGUAGGAUUCGUCAUCUUUAGUUUAUUGUUUUCUUUCUGUAAUGUUGAUUUUCUUGGCCGAGUUUUGGUUGUACUUUUGGCUUAAGCGGAGCUACUUUGAGGCGCAAUUAAAUUCCAAGAGAAUAAUGAAAAGAAAUUUGUUGAGUUAGCCCA
This is a messenger RNA of Punica granatum (pomegranate), 2864 nucleotides long. The record is from RefSeq and is a predicted model, not a curated record. Lineage: Eukaryota; Viridiplantae; Streptophyta; Magnoliopsida; Myrtales; Lythraceae.